Molecule: messenger RNA, 1160 nt
Organism: Carassius auratus (goldfish)
Lineage: Eukaryota; Metazoa; Chordata; Actinopteri; Cypriniformes; Cyprinidae
Product: C-type lectin domain family 17, member A-like
Exons: 5
Coding region: 190-714 (174 amino acids)
Source: RefSeq, a predicted model, not a curated record
GGCAAAGUGGUGGAUGGUUCAGUAAGGUCUGCAGCGGCCAGCUGGACAGAUAUUUGGGAGACGAACACUGAGUAAAGUGCAAAAUGAUAAACACCUGUGUCUGAUUGCAGUAACUGGCGUGGAGAGAUCGGAUAAAAAGCCACCGGAGAACGGCAAGGUGGAAAAACAGACUGGACUGAGAGCUUGUGCAUGCUUCUCCCAAUAGCAGGAAGUGGUGGUGUGAUGAUCUCCAGAGCAGCUGGUGUGUGUUUGGGGCUGAUGUGUGUUCUUCUGAUGACUGCAGUCAUAGUGUUGUGUGUCACCUUCACUCAAGAGAGACAAGAGAGACUUGAUCUUCAGAAGAAGUUUGCGGAUGGUUGGAAGUGUCAUCAAUCCAGUAUUUACUACUUUUCCUCUGAGAUGAAGAACUGGGAUGAGAGCAGAAGAUACUGUACAGAGAGAGAAGCAGAUCUGAUCAUCAUCAACAACAGAGAGGAACAAGAUUUUGUGAAGAAUAUUUUUGGUUCUGAUGAUUUCUGGAUUGGUUUGACUGAUAUUGAAGUGGAGGGCAGAUGGAAAUGGGCUGAUGGCAGCACACUGACCUUUAAGUUCUGGGCGUCUGGAGAGCCAAACGACUAUCAGGGAAACGAAGACUGUGCUAUGACUCGUUCAUCAGGAUGGUUUGAUACUCAAUGUGAUCGUAGUCUUAAAUGGAUCUGUGAGAAGAGAAUAUAGUACAUAUUAUAAUACAAAUGUACAUAUAUGCAUUAUAAACAAAUAAAUAUGUCAGUAAUUUUACCUGUUUAUUUUUUAUUUUUUUGAAUGGCACAUUAAGUUAUUCUGUAAGAACAAAUAAAAAAUAAAUAUAAAAAAACAUUGUAAUAUAAAAAUUUUCAUAUCUAACUUUUUAAAAUAAUUUUGUUUAGAAUUUUUAGAUCUGAACUAAAAUCUGAAUGUGAAAAACAACAGCGAUGUUUCUACAGACUGAAAUACACUAAUAUAGAAAUAUUCAUAAAAAAUACCAAAAUGAUCAUGAUUUUAGGAGUAUUUCUCAGUACAUCAGUAAAGUUUGAUUUGAACUGUGACUCUUUUUUGUAAUAACAGUAUGACAAUAAACCUACUUGAAGAUGAUAUAUUUCCUGAACCACGUGAAGAUGAAAAUAAAUGGAAAAUCAUAUAAA